GCAGAAGCACAUCUUUAAAAGCUGAAAACAGAUCUUUGUUUAGGAUUGAAGUUCCAGCAGGAAGAUGGCACCUGUCCUUCUACUCCGCUCUCAGUAUGCUGCACUGUUUCUCUUUAUGAUGGCUGGAUUUUUAGAAGGUGGGAAGGUGCUGGUGGUGCCUAUGGAUGGAAGCCACUGGCUCAGCAUGAGGCAGCUAGUGGAAAAUCUCAGCCAGAGAGGACACCAAGUGGUAGUUGUUAUGCCAGAAAUAAGUUGGCAAAUGGGAACAGCAUUGGGGUAUACCAUGCAAAUGUAUCCAGUAUCUUAUACAAAGGAAGAGCUAGAUGCUGCCUUACAGGAAUUUGUUGAUACUCGUUUAAUAGCACAACCUUUUCCAUUGAAUAUAAUAUCCAAAUAUAUAACUGGAGUAUCCUUUUUCAACUUGCUUUUUUCUCAUUGCAAGAGUUUGUUCAACAACAAGGAACUGUUGCAGUAUCUGAAACAGAGUGAUUUUGAUAUUCUCCUCACUGAUCCCAUAAGUGUGUGUGGAACAAUAGUUGCUAAUUAUUUUCCAGUCCCGUUUGUGCUUUUCAUGCGAGGAUUGCCAUGUAGUUUACACUACCAUGCAUCUCAGUGUCCAAAUCCCCUGUCUUAUAUUCCAAGACUUUUUACAGAGAACUCAGACUACAUGUCAUUUUCUCAGAAACUUAAAAAUGUAUGGGUUGACUUCUUAGAACUUUUUUACUGUGAUAGUUUCUAUUCAGAAGCUGUCAGCUUUGCCACUGAAAUUCUUCAAAGAAAGGUGACAGUGUUGGACCUUCUGAAUUCUGCAUCCAUUUUGCUACUGAGAUUUGACUUUGUGUUAGAGUAUCCCAGACCAGUGAUGCCCAACAUGGUCUUCAUUGGAGGCAUAAGCUGUGCUGGAAGAAAAGCACUAUCUGAGGUAUGUUUUGUUUUUCUUUCUCCCCACAUUAAACAUUGAAAUAUGAAAUCCUUA
Gavialis gangeticus (Gharial) is the source of this 976-nucleotide messenger RNA. RefSeq names its product UDP-glucuronosyltransferase 1-8-like. NCBI's taxonomy places the organism in Eukaryota, Metazoa, Chordata, Crocodylia, Gavialidae. Bases 65 to 961 code for a protein of 298 amino acids. The record is from RefSeq and is a predicted model, not a curated record. The transcript has a single exon. Gene Ontology annotation, molecular function: UDP-glycosyltransferase activity.